This is a messenger RNA of Diprion similis, 2736 nucleotides long. It is a transcript of the gene Mmp1, whose product is annotated as matrix metalloproteinase-14. Gene Ontology annotation, molecular function: zinc ion binding; metalloendopeptidase activity. Lineage: Eukaryota; Metazoa; Arthropoda; Insecta; Hymenoptera; Diprionidae. Gene Ontology annotation, cellular component: extracellular matrix. Bases 322 to 2124 code for a protein of 600 amino acids. Gene Ontology annotation, biological process: collagen catabolic process; extracellular matrix organization; proteolysis. The transcript is spliced from 10 exons. The record is from RefSeq and is a predicted model, not a curated record.
CAUACGUAUAUAACAAUAAUAAUAAUAAAAAUAAUGCUUCUUAUUGUAUUAAACGUGAAGAGUGGUUAGUGCUAUAUUAAUAUACAGUAAUAGUAGAACCGAGCGAUCGCAUCGCGAGUGGCAGUAAUCAUAACAAGAAUAAAGAUUUUUUUAAUGUUUGUUGAAAUUUAUAAAAAAAGAAGUCAAUAAAGGAAAAAGGGAACAAUUUUUUAUUCAUGUUCAUAUAAAAGUAAAUUAAUGCGGUAGUAAAUAUAACAUAAUAUCUUGAUAUUGAAAUACAUAAAGUCAUUUAAAAAAUCGAGAUAAAUAUAGGAAAAGAUAAUGACGAACGGGCGUGAAAUGUCAGCGUCACUUCGUGCCCUCCGGCUUGCCGGAACGCUGAUUAUCAUGCUUGUUUGUUGCACUGCCCUUUGUAAUGCCGAAGCGGAAGCUGCACCUGUUGUGUCGGAAACUGGAGCCAUGCGGUACUUGUCCCAGUUUGGAUAUCUUCCGCCAGUGAAUCCAGCCAGCGGAGGAAUUAUCUCCGAGGAAACCCUCUUCAAAGCUAUUUCGGAAUUUCAAUCAUUUGCCGGAAUAAAUAUUACCGGUAACUUGGACAGUGAAACAGCUCAUCUAAUGUCCUUGCCGCGUUGUGGUGUAAAGGAUAAAGUUGGUCCAAGCACGGACGGCAGGUCAAAGAGAUACGCUCUUCAAGGGUCCAGAUGGAAGGUUAAGAGACUGUCAUACAAGAUCAGCAAGUACCCUAGAAUCCUUGACAGAACGGCCGUUGACAAAGAAAUCGCUAAGGCAUUCUCUGUGUGGUCCGAAUACACAGACUUGACAUUCGUGCCGAAGAGCGGACAGGUGCACAUCGAAAUCAGGUUCGAACGCGGAGAACACGGUGACGGAGAUCCUUUCGAUGGUCCUGGAGGCACCCUGGCCCAUGCCUACUUCCCGGUUUACGGCGGAGACGCUCACUUCGACGACUCCGAACAAUGGUCCAUCGACAGCUACCGCGGGACAAACCUCUUCCAAGUUGCAGCCCACGAAUUCGGUCACUCCCUAGGCCUCAGCCAUAGUGACAUCAAGUCAGCCCUCAUGGCACCCUUCUACAGAGGAUACGACCCUCACUUCAUGCUCGAUAGCGAUGACAUCCAAGGCAUACAGGCUCUCUACGGACCGAAGACUGAGGACUCGGGAAGCGGGACAAAGCAUCACCACACGACGGUUGCCCCGCCAGGAGAAGAAGACCCACAACUAUGUACGGAUCCCCAGGUUGACACGAUGUUCAAUUCUGCAGAGGGCUACACUUACGCGUUUAAAGGUGAGCAUUACUGGAAGCUUACGAACGAUGGAAUCGCAGCUGGGUAUCCAAAACUUAUCAGCACAACCUGGAGGGGACUUCCAGGCAAUAUUGACGCCGCCUUUACGUACAAAAAUGGAAAGACGUACUUCUUCAAGGGCUCCAAGUAUUGGAGGUACGUAGGGAGACGAAUGGACGGAGCUUACCCGAAAGAAAUAAGCGAGGGCUUUACCGGAAUUCCGGACAACAUUGACGCAGCUACAGUUUGGACCGGAAACGGAAAGAUUUACUUCUACAAGGGUACGAAAUUCUGGAGAUUCGACCCAGCCCAAAAACCGCCAGUGAAAAGCACAUAUCCCAAGUUGAUUUCGAACUGGGAAGGCCUUCCAGACAAUCUGGAUGCCGCUCUCGUGCACAGCGGCUAUACAUACUUCUUCAAAGGUGGCGCUUACUACCGAUUCAACGAUCGGACAUUCUCGGUGGCUCAGGCAGAUCCGGCUUUCCCGCGGGCGAGCGGAUACUGGUGGUUCGGGUGUCGGUCGGCGAGCAAAGGGACGCUAGGUAAUGUGCAGUGGUUAGGGGAAUCCCCGUCCGUAUUAACCAAUGGCAACCUGGAGGAGGUCGGUGGCGACCUUCUCGGCGGUGAGGACGUCCACGGAGACGUCGGUGACACCAUUUUAGACGCAGGAGGAACCGACGAGGAACUAGCGACGUCAUCGAAUCAGGACUCAGCGAGUUCGUCGGCUCCGGGGAGCGGCCAUCUUGUUAACGGAAAUCCAUCAUGGCGGGGGGCAACCGUGCUCGCAGUGGUUCUCAUCGCAAAGUUUUUGACCGGUUCAUAGCUUCCAGCGUGAUUCCAACGCGGUAGAAUUCGUUCUUCGUUUAACGUUGUACGAAGUGAAGAGGAAUCCAGACAAUUUACGAUCUCAACUUGGACUCGAAUAUGUGACAAAGUGAGAUGGCUAGCCAACAUCCCAAAAACGACCGUUGACGGGACCAAGACAGUUUGAAUUUCGAACUUCAAAUUCAAAAUGCGCGGGGCAUCGACGUCGAUACCAUCGUAACCCUGAAACGCAGGUUGCAGGUACCGCAAAGCAAGUAUACAAAAUCGAAAAUCGAUAUUCAUGAAAAUAUUUUCAGAAAUUAUUUAUAAUAAAGUUCAGACGUUCUUCAAAAACAUACCAUAGUUUCGAACAGAUCACAGGAAGAAUGAAUUAGAACUAAAAAAAAAAUCUAGACACACCUGUAAUAAAGAAAAUUUUCAGAAAAUAUCACGAUUUUCUCGUAGAUCUGGCGAAGUUUUAUAUUUUUUUUUUGUUUUUGCACAGAAAUUAAGAUACUUCUACAAAAUUACUAGAAAUUAUCAGGAUUUGUCUAAAGAUUUAUCAAAAUAACCCGGCAACUGUCGGAAAUUCACAUUUUAAGUAAAUUCGAGAUCAUUUCCGAAAGUUUUG